UGGCCUCCACAGUUAAUGACUGACCUGCUGGUGGAUGUGUCAGAGUGGGGGUGAGGCUGAAGUCUGCUUGUCCCCUGCAGUCUGCAGACACCAUGGCUCAGCUAGUGGAGUGUGUUCCUAACUUCUCCGAGGGUCGAGACAAACAGGUGAUUGAUGCCAUCUCUGCAGCCAUCGCAGAGACCCCGGGCUGCAGCCUGCUGGACGUUGACCCAGGGGCCUCCACCAACCGGACCGUAUACACCUUCGUGGGUCCUCCAGAGGCGGUGGUGGAGGGGGCGCUGAACUCAGCCCAGCGGGCCUUCAGCCUAAUCAACAUGAGCAAACACUCAGGUGAACAUCCACGGACCGGAGCGCUGGACGUCUGUCCCUUCAUCCCUGUCCAGAACGUCAGCAUGGACGAAUGCGUCCACUGUGCCAACGAGUUUGGACGAAGACUGGCAGAGAUGCUGAAUGUUCCUGUGUAUCUUUAUGGAGAAGCAGCCCGGUCCGAAUCGAGGAGGAGUCUGCCAUCGGUCCGAUCUGGAGAGUACGAAGCUUUACCUGAGAAGCUGAAACGUGAGGAGUGGGCCCCUGACUUUGGCCCCGCCCUCUUCGUACCAUCAUGGGGCGCCACGGUAACCGGAGCUCGCAAGUUCCUGAUCGCGUACAACAUGAAUCUGAUCGGCACCAAGGAACAGGCCCAUCGUAUCGCCCUGGACAUCCGCGAGCAGGGCCGAGGGAAGGACCAGCCAGGACUCCUCAAGAAGGUUCAGGGGAUGGGCUGGUACCUGGAGGAGGCCAACCUUGCUCAGGUGUCCACCAACAUCAUGGACUUUGAGGUGACGCCGCUCCACGCUGUAUACGAGGAGAUCUGCAGGGACGCUGAGGAGCUGAAGCUGCCCGUGGUCGGCUCUCAGAUCGUUGGUUUGAUCCCUCUGAAGGCUCUGCUGGACUCUGCUGACUUCUACAUCAAAAGAGACCAGCUCUUCAUCAUCGAAGAGGAGCACAAAGUCCGCCUGGUGAUCAGUAAACUGGGCCUGGAUUCACUCGGCCCGUUCCAUCCAAAGGAGAGAAUCAUAGAGUACAUGGUGAAGUCACAGGAAGAGGGCGGGCUUAUAUCUCUGUCUCUGCAGCAGUUUGUUCACAGCGUUGGAGCUCGAACUGCAGCUCCAGGUGGAGGAUCCGUUUCUGCAGCCAUCGCCGCUCUGGGGGCAGCACUAGGCGCCAUGGUGGGACAGAUGACCUACGGAAAGAGACAGUUUGACAACCUGGACGGCGUGAUGAGGAGGCUGAUUCCUCAGUUUCAUCAGGCCAUGAAUGAGCUGCUGCACAUGGUGGAUGCUGACUCCUCCGCCUUCAACAACUACAUGGUGGCGCUGAAAAUGCCAAAGAAGACUGCAGAGGAAAUAAAAAGAAGAGAAGCUGCAAUGCAGGAAGGUCUGAAGCAGGCUGUGGGUGUCCCGUUGGCUUUGGCUGAGAAGAUCAGCGUCCUCUGGUCAUCUCUUAAACAGAUGGUCCUGUAUGGAAAUAUUGGCUGCAAGUCGGACGCUCAGGUUGCAGCUAAAGCCCUGGAAACAGCCGUUUAUGGAGCCUACUAUAAUGUCCUGAUCAACCUCAAAGACAUCUCAGACGAAGCCUUCAAAGUGGCCACGCAGAGAAGAGUUUCUGAGCUGCUGCAGGAAGCCAAAGACAGUGUGACCACCAUCCUGGAUGCUGCUGAGAAGAGAACCUGAGAAGAUGUAAAGAAUAAAAUAAUAAUUCAUAAAAA
Molecule: messenger RNA, 1747 nt
Organism: Girardinichthys multiradiatus
Lineage: Eukaryota; Metazoa; Chordata; Actinopteri; Cyprinodontiformes; Goodeidae
Gene: ftcd
Product: formimidoyltransferase cyclodeaminase
Exons: 14
Coding region: 93-1712 (539 amino acids)
Molecular function (GO): folic acid binding; transferase activity
Source: RefSeq, a predicted model, not a curated record